This is a messenger RNA of Daphnia carinata, 1856 nucleotides long. Its product is annotated as oplophorus-luciferin 2-monooxygenase non-catalytic subunit-like. The record is from RefSeq and is a predicted model, not a curated record. Gene Ontology annotation, molecular function: protein binding. Lineage: Eukaryota; Metazoa; Arthropoda; Branchiopoda; Diplostraca; Daphniidae. Bases 607 to 1806 code for a protein of 399 amino acids. Gene Ontology annotation, cellular component: membrane. The transcript is spliced from 7 exons.
ACAACUAAAUCAAUAAGGCCUUGUUGGAUCACCUACUUGUUUAUGUUUUUGCCAAUCAAGUCAAAUGGAGUUGAAUUGGCUGUAAGCAGCAGGGAAAUAUACCUUCAAUCUUACAAACUUUCGAAGCAAAAGCGCAUCGUGACAAUUUUCCUGACGAUGCCAGACGGAAUUUUAAUAAAGUCGUUGUUCAAAGGAUGUUGAUGGCUAUGAAGAUCAUGGUAUGCUGCAAAACUCUUACAGAAAUUCAGAUAUAAUGGUGCAGACCACAGUGAAAUAAUCCGGCCAGCUUGUAGCCAAACGGCUAUAACAUUUGAAGUUUAUUUGCUGUUAGAAAAGUAAUUUUUUACUUAUAAAUUUGGCUGGCAUAACCUAUGCCCUAGCACAGCAUCGCUCCGGUAGGAUUUUUAAUGCACUUCUCACGUUACAAGGGUUACGUAUAAUCUAGAGAUGUAGCAUCCCAGUAUCGUUCAGAUAAUAGGUGGACUGUUGGAACCAACUGUCUUACGUAAUCUGAUAUAAUGUUCAGAUAAAAAUGCUUUUGUUGCUUUGUGCACAAAAGCUUAUUGCUCUUCUUCAUUGUCAUUUACUGAGACAUACAGCAACACCAUGCCAUGCAAACACAUCGGCAGCAUUUUUGCGUUAGUGGUAGGAAUAUUGGUCCUGGCUGUCAACCCGUCUGUGGCAGACAAUGACCAAAUAUCUGUCAUGGUUGACGGCGAUAUGAGCCGCGCAAGUUGUCCAGAAGAUUAUACUCCAUGUAGUUGCACAGUGGACGUAGGAGGAGGUCUCAAAGUCGUAUGCACCGAGGUGCCCGUUCAAGACGUUGUCGAUGUAUUUAACCGAACGUCUGCACAAGACAUCGAAACGUUCGGAAUGCAAUGGUCAAGGAGUCCGCUGGAGUCUGUCAUAAUUCCGGCCGAUCUUCUAGGUGCUUCUCGCGCAAAACUCAUCGGAGUUUACUGCCCAAGCAAAGUGGAGCCUAGAGUUCCGCUUCGGGUGGAUGACAAUGCAUUCCGUCUGUCGCGUGAUUACGCCGACACAUUCCUCACGUUCUAUUGCGAUUUUAGCCAACAGCCUAACUUGCAAUUCUUGGCUGGAUUCAAUAGUCUGAGGAUAGUAGAAAUCGGACUCGCCACCAAUCUGCAAGCCAUCGGCCGUCUGCCCACGUUGCCCGCCCUUACCACACUGCAUGUCAUGGACAGCACUGGUUUAGUCGAAUUCCCCGAUCUCACCCCAGCUGUUCUGCAAACGCUCUUUUUGAACGGAAAUCAACUGGGUGACACUAUGGCAGCAGCUUUACUGGAUUCAAUCAUCUUAACAUCAACUAUUCGCUUGUUUACAUUGAGACUUAACAGCAAUCUAUUGACGCGAGUACCCACCGAGCAAAUGAAUUCUUUACCGGAACUGCGAAACCUUUAUCUUGAUGACAACAGCUUACCAGUACUUGAAACUGGUUCGCUCACUUUCACAUUUCCAGUUACCACACUAUCGCUUUCAUCCGCAUCGAUCAAUACCAUCGAGCCAGGAACUUUUCAAGGCGAUUUUUCGAUGGCAGUGAUUAAUUUAUCUAACAAUAACUUGACCCGUUUCGAGUCGGCCGUCUUCCUUGGUAUAUUGGAACAGAUGAACCUACCGUUCGCUGUCGGUUACAUCGAUAUUGAAUCGAAUUUAAUGAAAUGUGAUUGCAGUCUAGCAUGGCUAAUCCGCGACAAUCGAUCUUUAAUGCCCGCCGUCCAUAAUGGAUUAUGUGUGAAUGGCAUUGCUUUCGAGAACCUCGAUCCGACCUAUUUUGCGGAUUGUCCCUAGUUUGUCAUAGCUAUGUAAUUUUUACUUAUCCCAUUUUCUUCGAUUAAAAU